AUGGCCCGUCGAUGUUCAUAUUGCGGGCGUUUUGGUAACCCUGAGAGCAUUAACGAGGAGACUGGCCUCUGCCACAAAUGCAAUAAAGACAUACAGCCUUCAUCAAAGAGUGGUGUUGCUUCUCUUGCUGGCAAGAGCGGUGAAGGCCCAAGCAAGGUAGCCGCAGCAGUCAUGUUGCAAAUGGCAGCGGUAGAUGUCAGUGACGAUUCAAGCUCCGCUGGAAGUAUCACCUCCAUUCACUCUGAUCAGGACCACGAUGACGAGGAUAAUUCCUGUGUCGACAGAAAUGGAGAUGGGAACGAGAGCAAAAAUACGAAGCCCAAUAGCCAGGAGCUCAGGAGCCGUGGCAGUAGCAAUGUGUCUAGCAACCAGGAAAUAGAAUCUGAACUGUGUGCGCGAUGUUGGAAAAACCCAUCGACAACCAUCCUAUACAAUACACCUAUAUGCGGCGAAUGCUAUCAGAUUGCACAGGAGAAGCGGGAACACACUAAAGGGACAAAGGAGAAAGGGAGCGGAGCCUCCCUCAGCCAACAGGUGGCGAAAAGACGGCUAAGACGGUUUCCUAACAACCAGAAACGCUUCCAACCGCCGACCCCUGACCUCCAGCCCGGAAAAAGACUGACGCGGGUCUGCGACUCGUGUCGCCGGAAGCGAAAGCGGUGCCAGCAUCGCCGCGUGGUGGACGAGAACGAUCCUGAUGCGGACUUCCGAAAGCGGUCGAGGAAGGUACAAACAUCGACCGUGACGAACGGCCUCAUUGUGUCGGAAACAGAACAAGACGCCAUUGCCGCUCCACGCACCCGCGAUACUACCACCAUAGGCACAGGCACAGGCACAGGCACAUCCACAAGAACAGUCAGCACGUCUUCUGACAAAGGAGCCUCCAUGACGACAAUAGCCGUGGAUAGCAAAGGAUGUUCCACCAGUAGCCUGCAGCGGGCGGUCGAGGAGUCUGUCCACGUCGUGUUCUCUAGGGAGAUGGAUAGACUGGUGGGAGCGGCGGAGGAGAAGCUGUCAGACGCUGCCGUCGCGCUUGACGAUAUCAAGGGGCAUAUGACAGCGUGGUUGGAGCGUGUAAACGAGGAUCGGGGUAGAUCCCGGUUGGCAAAGGAGGAAAAACGGGACUGA
Molecule: messenger RNA, 1128 nt
Organism: Histoplasma capsulatum G186AR
Lineage: Eukaryota; Fungi; Ascomycota; Eurotiomycetes; Onygenales; Ajellomycetaceae
Exons: 6
Coding region: 1-1128 (375 amino acids)
Source: RefSeq, a predicted model, not a curated record